AUGGCUAGUUCAUUUGAUCAGACCUGUGGCGAAGUUGAGUUCACAAGAGAACUAUCCGAGGCAUUGCUGCAUGAGAAGUUUGAUGAUGAUAAGAGGGACGGCAAAGAAUUAGCUAAAUAUGUAAAGGACCUUGAGAAUUGCACUAUGAAAUGGCAUGAGAAGAAGAUAUCCUAUCUUCUUGAAGACGAAAGGCUUCGGAGUCUACUUGAUUUGGCUGAAAAAAAGUGUACGGAUGCUGAUUCGGAGAGAAAGAACAAGGUAGAUGGGCUCGAUGCCAUUAGUUCACACUUGAGACAAAGAAUAACUACUUUAGAAGAGGAACUUGCAAAAAUAGAGUCAGAGAAGAUGGCUUCAGAAUUGGAGGAUGACUUUAAUAAAAAGUUGGAGUACAACAGGAGUCUACAGGAGUACAAUUCUGAACUCGAAAUUGAUUUUAGGACACUGAAUGAGGCUUCCAAACGAGCAGAAAUGGAGAGAUCGCUAGCCAAAUCCAUGGGGAUCUGA
Molecule: messenger RNA, 504 nt
Organism: Fragaria vesca subsp. vesca
Lineage: Eukaryota; Viridiplantae; Streptophyta; Magnoliopsida; Rosales; Rosaceae
Product: kinesin-5-like
Exons: 4
Coding region: 1-504 (167 amino acids)
Source: RefSeq, a predicted model, not a curated record